Messenger RNA from Ichthyophthirius multifiliis, 228 nucleotides. RefSeq lists its product as hypothetical. The transcript is spliced from 2 exons. NCBI's taxonomy places the organism in Eukaryota, Ciliophora, Oligohymenophorea, Hymenostomatida. The record is from RefSeq and is a predicted model, not a curated record.
AUGAGGCCUUACGAAAUAAUAAAUUUUUAAUUACUUGAUACAUAAGUUUAUCCAAGAGUAAGAAUUUAUACAGGUAUUGAUGAAUACGAAGAAUAUGAAUAAGAAGAAGAUAUUACAAAUUAAAAUGAUUAAGAAAACUAUAUAAUUCAUAAAAUAGAAGCUAAGGAUGAAACAUUAGAAAACUGUCUGAAUAAUAUUAGAUUCCAGUAGAAAAAAUAAAAGAAAUGA